AUGGCAGAGCUUAAAGUUCAGGUUAACGAACUCCAGGCCUCGGUUGAUUUCUGUUCCUCUCAGUAUGACACAGUAUUACAAACGGUCACGAACAACGAAGCAAGAAUCGAACAACUUGGUGGCGAGCUUGCGGCUACCAAGGAAGUUGUUCUAGAGCAGUCGAACACCAUCCAACAACUGCAGAGCGACUUAAAUGAUAUGCAGACUUUGCUGUGCAAGUCAACUUUAGAAAUUAGCGGCAUACCGUUUAGCCAAAACGAAAAUUUGGGUCUCGUUGUCAAUAACCUUGCAGAGAGACUUGAUCUGCCACCCUUGCAGCAAGCGGAUGUCAGUGAACUAUGUCGCCUGUCGUCUAAGAAGGGUUCCACCGCUCCCAUCCUGGUUAGAUUCGCGUCCACAGACGUUAGGGAUAGAUGGAUGGCCUGCCGUAGCCGGCUGAGAGCACUGCCCUCCCCUGACGCUCUCUCCAAGGUCUUCUUUAACGAGCACUUGUCUCGAGUAGGCAGAGAGCUGUUCUGGAAGGCGAGGGUGAAGGGGAAGGCCAAUAGCUACAAGUUUGUUUGGGUGAAGUAUGGAAAAAUUUACGCUAAGAAAUCCGAAAACAUGGACUCAAUUCGAAUCAACUCUGUUCAGGAUCUAGAGAAAAUCUGCUAG
Ixodes scapularis (black-legged tick) is the source of this 654-nucleotide messenger RNA. RefSeq lists its product as uncharacterized. NCBI's taxonomy places the organism in Eukaryota, Metazoa, Arthropoda, Arachnida, Ixodida, Ixodidae. The record is from RefSeq and is a predicted model, not a curated record. The coding region runs from base 1 to 654 and encodes 217 amino acids. The transcript has a single exon.